Ictalurus furcatus (blue catfish) is the source of this 3239-nucleotide messenger RNA. It is a transcript of the gene ccdc50a, whose product is annotated as coiled-coil domain containing 50a. Bases 114 to 1865 code for a protein of 583 amino acids. NCBI's taxonomy places the organism in Eukaryota, Metazoa, Chordata, Actinopteri, Siluriformes, Ictaluridae. The record is from RefSeq and is a predicted model, not a curated record. Gene Ontology annotation, molecular function: ubiquitin protein ligase binding. Gene Ontology annotation, cellular component: cytoplasm. The transcript has 12 exons.
GUGAGAGAGAGAGCGAGAGAGAGAGAGGUUACAGAAACCAAAAACAGAAACCUGCCUUAAAAUCACUGGAAGCAUUCUUCCUAGAAGCCGAAACCGCCUUUAUCAGUCACAACAUGGAGGAUAUAAGCAUCGACCAGAAAAGGCUCCCCGGCGUCAAAGAAGUGUGUCGCGAUUUUGCAGUGCUGGAGGAUCACUGUCUGGCCCACAACCUUCAAGAACAAGAAAUUGAGAGCCACCUGGCCUCCAACAUCCACAAGAGUCGUCUGGUGCAGGAGGAUCUCCGGGUGGCCAAGCGUCUCCAAGAAGAAGAGGACCAGCGGGCCAAAGCCCAAAGCCAAAAACAGCACCAAGACAUUGAACGCACUGACAACGAAAUAGCUCAAGAGAUUCAGGAGCAGCUGGUCCGGCAGGCCGAGAAGCAGAAGCAACAGGAGGCUAAGGAUGAGGCCAUUGCUCGUAAGCUGCAGGAGCGAGAGAUGAAAGAGGAACGGAAGAGGCAGAAACAGCUGGAGGCCAAACUGGAAGAGCAGUACUAUGAAGACAAAGGAGCCUCCCGACCCCCUUCAGACCCUUAUGUGGAAUACUCAGGUUCUGACUUGGCAGUGUCUGGCAGAGAAAGGUACCGAGACGUAAGUCGAGGUCGAUCUCCAGAUCACUGGCCUCAAAAAUUAGAACAAAAUAGACGACUGGACAGUCAUGAUAAUCAAAACAGGUACCCUGAAGAUGACCCAGUUGAAGGUGAUCACUACAGAGUCUACGAGCGUCAUAAAUCUGAACAGAAUCGAGGGAAAAAUGAAGGCAGGGCAAGAAGGCAAGCACCUGAGCACCACCUCUCAGAGGUAAGGACUAAAUAUCCAGAGGAAUGCUUGGCUGGAAGAAACAAAUACACAGAAGCAGAACCACGUUACAACCAGGACCUGGCGUUGACCAUGAAGGAGCGAGCACAUAGAGAUGACCCAUCUGACAGGGACAGGACAAGGAGAAAAGAUCGAGAUCAAGAGAAAGGAAGAGAAAGAAGGAGAAAAGGAGAUAAGGCACAAUACAGAGACAAAAGUCAAGAUAAGCUGAAUAGGGACCCCAGUAGAGACAGGCUCAGGCACAAAGAAGUGGACAUGGGACAAAAUGGCCAUAGACACAGAAGCAGAGAUUUAGAUGUGGACUUGGAAAUAGACAAACGUGGACGUAGGGAGAGAGAAAGGGAUGAGGAAAGACAUUGGAGUAGGGACAGAAGCAGAGGCCAAGAGUUGGAUCAUCCGUCUUCCCGUACACGUUUUUCAGAAGAAAGAGAGGAGAAUGCAGACUACAGCAACAGGCAGAGGCUCCACAGCAAUGAUGAGGUGUUUGAGGAGCCCAGAUCUAGAAGUCACCACAAAGGGCAAACCCUGGGGCAUAGAGGACGAAACGUACAGGAGGAGUACGGGGUGAGGGAAGCAAUACAUGGUUUGUCUCAGAUAGACCUGCGAACCCAGGAGCUCAGAGACUUGGAGGUGGCACGCAGGCUACAGGAAGAGGAGCUCUUGGCGAGUAAACUUGACAAACGUGCCGCUCAAGUUGCACAAGAUGAGGAAAUAGCUCGACAAUUCAUGGAGGAAGAGGAAAGGGGGUACAAGAAGUCUAGAGAGAAAGAGAGACAGCAUAGACGAGCCGAGGGAGACCCCAGGCCCACGGAGGAGGAAAUGGCCCGACCGCGAACACGAGACGAGUAUGACUACCAAAAAGCUCGGAAUCCCAAAUCAUCCAGACCUCCACCACAUAUCCAUAACUAUGUGAAUGUUGACUCCAGUUAUGCUUAUUCCGACAACUACGCCCCUCGCCCGCCUUCCAGACCCGAGGCUGCUUAUAAAGGUGCCUACUAUAGACAGUGACUCGAGGCCCUUGCUGUCACUUCAUGAUUUGUGCUGUACUUCUGUUUUUGUUUUGUUUUUUCUUCACUUUUUGAAGAUUACUGUAUACUGCUAGGGGGAUGUUGCUGGGUCUGUUUUUGCGCUGAUCUCAUAUAAACCACCAAGUCCAGACUUUUGAAUGCACACACCCAUCGUCAUAGCUCUGUGUGCACGAGGAUUAAGCACCCAUUUCUUGUGCAUGUUUGAAGAAUUUUCUGACAACAAUGACAGAUUUUUUUUAAUUUAUUUUUAAUUUAUGUUUUGUAAAAAUGAACAUGAAGAUCAUAUAAUUUACUUUUCUAGAUAUUACAUUGUUGUGAUAUCAGUGUUGUAAUGAGUAAAUGUCUGUACUGCCACAUACUGUACACACAUUAGCCAUGCCAGUACAUUGACAACUGAUGUACACUUCCUUUUCACACCAGCAGGUGUGUGUCCUGCGUGUUGUUGGUGUUUUUUUGUUUUUUUUGGUCGCAACCUUGAAUUCAACUGAGCAUGGCAUUUAUAUUUGCAAAGACAAAUGCAACAAUAAACCCAGAACAGGAGUGAGUAUUUCCUGCUCGUUAUGCCAUGUGUCAGGUUGUUUUCAGUACAAAAUGAUCUCAGUCUAUCUGCAUUUAUUCAGGGAAAUGUGCAACACAAUUAUUUGGACUACAUGUUUCCCUGUGUGGAACUGAAAGACAAACACAAGUUAAAUUCCUUUGGUACAGUAUUAGUGCCUCUACUAUUCAGUUCAGUUGCCAGUACUAUAUGCCUCUGUCUUGUAUUCAUAAACAUGAAAACAUCACUUAUCUGUCAUUGAAGGACUGAAAAAGCUACUAUACUGAAGUGAAGUUACUGAGUAUUAUUCAACAGUUUUUCUUUGUUGAACCGAUUUAUUUGCCAGUAUGUACAUUUAAGUGAUGAUUCUACAUAUUAAGAUAUAAGGUGGUCCAUGGAUUAGUGGAGAUGCCUCGCCUGCUCUUUAUCUGCCAGAAAUAAAUGGUAUUGCAUUCAUGUUUUUCACUGAAUGUAAAGUGAUUAGCUGUUUGUUGCUAGAUGAUCAUUUCGGGACUAUAAUAAAAUGCUUGCUGAAAAGUGACUUUGCUUUAACUACUGUCAUCAGCUCAUAUUUCACGGAGCAAGGAAUCUGAUUUAUAUACCAAGAUUUUAAGAGGCAAUAAAAAAAUUAAAAAUCGUCCAUUUGUUUAUUCAAUGGUUAAAUUCAUGCUCAGAAAAGGCUGUGACUAUAACUAUUUGUUCUACAAUCAAAUGCUGUAUGUCUUGUGAUCAACCAUGAACGUUUGUAUCUUGCACAUUAUUUCAUAGUAACACUGGCCAAGUAUGAUUUAAAUAAGAAAUAAAUGGAUUUAAGUAAGA